Messenger RNA from Perognathus longimembris pacificus (Pacific pocket mouse), 4205 nucleotides. It is a transcript of the gene Atp8b3, whose product is annotated as ATPase phospholipid transporting 8B3. Gene Ontology annotation, molecular function: ATPase-coupled intramembrane lipid carrier activity; magnesium ion binding; ATP hydrolysis activity. Gene Ontology annotation, biological process: phospholipid translocation; Golgi organization. The transcript has 28 exons. Bases 12 to 4205 code for a protein of 1397 amino acids. NCBI's taxonomy places the organism in Eukaryota, Metazoa, Chordata, Mammalia, Rodentia, Heteromyidae. Gene Ontology annotation, cellular component: plasma membrane. The record is from RefSeq and is a predicted model, not a curated record.
CCAGAGCCAGGAUGGGGGACACCCCAGAGAUAGGGGGUAUCCCUGGGAAGCACAGGACCCAGCCUGGAUGGACUGGAAAGUGCGAAGUACAACUUGAAGGCCCCACCAGCAUAGACCCUGGUAGUGACCCAGACGAUGUGGAAGACAACAAGAACACAGCAUUCACCUGGGAGGUGAGGGCCAACAACUGGGACUUUCACACCAAGUCCAAGGAAAAGUUCCUAUGCUGGCGGAGGAAAAAGUACAAGUCCAACGUCAUCCACACAGCCAAGUACAAUUUCUUCUCCUUCUUGCCACUGAACUUGUAUGAGCAGUUCCACCGCGUGUCCAACCUCUACUUCCUUCUCAUCAUUAUCCUGCAGGGCAUCCCAGAGAUCUCCACGCUGCCUUGGUUUACCCUCUUUGCCCCAUUGGUCUGCCUCCUCCUUAUCCGGGCUACUCGAGACCUGGUGGAUGACAUUGGGCGGCACAGGAGUGACCAUGCUGUCAACAACAGGCCCUGCCAGAUCCUGAGCGGAAAGAGCUUUACUUGGAGGAAGUGGAAACACAUCCGAGUGGGAGACAUGGUGUGUCUCAGAAAGGACAGCAUAGUCCCGGCAGACUUGCUCUUGCUAGCCAGCACGGAGCCCAGCAGCCUGUGCUACGUGGAGACGGCGGACAUUGAUGGGGAGACCAAUUUGAAGUUCAGACAGGCCUUGACAGUCACCCACCAAGAACUGACCAGUGCUACAAAGAUGGCGUCCUUCCAGGGCACCGUGAGGUGCGAGGACCCCAACAGCCGGAUGCACCACUUCGUGGGGAGCCUGGAGUGGAACAACAGGAAAUAUCCCCUGGACACUGGGAACCUGCUCCUGCGUGGCUGCAAGAUCCGUAACACCGAUGCCUGCUAUGGCCUUGUCAUCUAUGCAGGUGUUGACACAAAGAUCAUGCAGAACUGUGGCAAGAUCCACUUGAAGAGGACCAAGCUAGAGCUCCUCAUGAAUAAGCUAGUGGUCCUGAUCUUUCUGUCCCUAGUGGCCAUCUCCUUGGCUUUGACCCUGGGCUUCCGUUGCAUGAUCAAAGACUUCAAAUGGAAGCACCACUACGUGUCUGCCAAGCACCCAAGGCCGGAGAUUCUGGAGUCCUUCCUCAUCUUCUGGAGCUUCCUCAUCCUGCUCAGCACCGCGGUGCCUAUGUCUUUGUUCAUCCUAACAGAAUUCAUCUACCUGGGCCACAGCCUUUUCAUCAACUGGGAUGCGGGCAUGUACUCCGAGCCACGGGCCAUGCCCGCCAAGGCCCGCAGCACCAGCCUCAACGACCAGCUGGGCCAAGUGCAGUAUGUCUUCUCAGACAAGACGGGCACGCUCACGCAGAACAUCCUGACCUUCAAAAAAUGCUGUAUCAACGGCCACAUCUACGAUCCGGAUGAGGAGGCUGGUCCCCCCUGUGAGGAGAAGCCCUACAUGUGGAAUGAAUUUGCAGAUGGAAAACUCCUUUACUACAACAAGCAGCUACUACACACGGUGCAGCGCAGACAGGACAGGAUGGUGCAGGAGUUCUGGCGCCUGCUCGCCAUCUGUCACACGGUGAUGGCCCAGGAAGAAGACGACCAGCUGCUGUACCAGGCAGCAUCCCCGGAUGAGGAAGUGCUCGUUACUGCCGCCAGGAACUUGGGGUACGUGUUCAGAUCCCGCACUCAGGACACCAUCACCGUGCUGGAGCUGGGAGAGGAGCGGGUCUACCGGGUGCUUGCCAUGAUGGACUUCACCAGUGACCGCAAGCGGAUGUCUGUGCUGGUCAGGAACCCCGAGGGGUCCAUCUGCCUCUACAGCAAGGGCGCCGACACAGUCAUCUUGGAGCGCCUGCACCAGAGGGGUGACAUGGAGGAGACCACAGAGGAAGUCUUGGCUGCCUUUGCAGGGCAGACCUUGCGGACCCUGUGCCUGGCCUACAAAGAGGUGUCUGAGGAGGACUUUGAGGUGUGGGAGAGCCAGCACCGCAGGGCCUGCCUCCUGCUACAGAACCGGGCACCGGCCCUGUACCAGCUGUAUGACGAGAUGGAACAGAACCUCCAGCUGUUGGGAGCUACAGCCAUUGAGGACAAACUCCAGGACGGGGUUCCAGAAGCCAUUCAGUGUCUUAAGAAAGCAAACAUGAAAAUAUGGAUGCUCACGGGGGAUAAGCAAGAGACAGCUGUGAACAUCGGUUUUGCCUGCCAGCUGCUGACAGAGAAUAUGCUCAUUCUGGAGGACCAGGAGAUAAGCCGCAUCUUGGAGACCUACUGGGAGAGCAACAACAACCUUCAAGCCCCACCAAGAAGAAACUUGAAGUCCCUGCCCCAAAUCAACAUGGCCAUGGUCAUUACUGGGGACUUUCUGGACCAGCUGCUUCUGUCACUGCACAGGGAGCCCCAGGCCCCCGUCCAAAAUGUGGUGAUGGACAAGACGAGGCAGGAGCCUGGCCAGAGGAGGAGGAGGGACUUCCUGCAGACCAGGAGGCUCUCCUGGAUGUGGCAGAAUUCCAGACCCCCACGGGCCCCGGCCCAGUCUAAGGCCUCCAAUACCCAAGAGAGUCCCAGGGUGCGACAGGAACAGGCAUUUGUGGACCUGGCAUGCAGGUGCCAGGUGGUCAUCUGCUGCCGCGUGACGCCCAAGCAGAAGGCUCAGAUUGUGGCGUUGGUGAAGAAAUACCAGCAAGCGGUGACCCUGGCCAUUGGGGACGGGGCCAAUGACGUCAACAUGAUCAAAACUGCGGACAUUGGUGUAGGGCUGGCAGGUCAGGAGGGCAUGCAGGCAGUACAGAACAGUGACUACGUGCUGGCCCAGUUCUGCUUCCUGAAGCAGCUGCUGCUGGUUCACGGCCGUCUCUCCUACGUGCGCAUCUCCAAGUUCCUUCGCUUCUUCUUCUACAAAACGACAGCCUGCGUGAUGGGCCAUGUUUGGUUCUCCUUCUACAACGGCUUCACUGCCCAGCCCCUGUAUGAAGGCUGGUUCCUGGCUCUCUUCAACACAGUCUAUACCGUCCUCCUGGUCCUGUACAUUGGGCUUUUUGAGCAGGAUGCCAGUGUGGAGAAGAGCUUGGAGAUGCCCCGGCUGUAUGUGGUUGGCCAGAGAGAGGAACUUUUCAACUACUGGAUUUUCUUCCAAGCCAUCGCCCAUGGCAUGGCCACCUCCCUGAUCAACUUCUUCGUGACGCUGUGGAGCAGCCAAGACAGGGCUGAGCCUGCCAGCCUUGGCGACUACCAGUCCUUCGCGGUGACUGUGGCUGUCUCUUGCUUGCUGUCUGUUAUCAUGGAGGCCAUCUUGGUCAUCAGAUACUGGAACAUUCUGUGUGUCGUGGCUGUUUUCCUCAGCCUGGGCUUCUACGCAAUUGUGACGUUUUUCACCCAGAGCUUGUGGCUCUACAAGAUUUCUCCGUCCACAUUCCCAUUUCUCUAUGCUGACUACUCUGUGCUGACCCAGCCGUUCAGUCUCCUGGUGAUCCCACUCAACAUGGCCACCACCACUUUACCCAUCUUGGCCUUCCGCACCAUCUGCCAGCAUCUCAGGGAGCUGCAUCCCAAGGUGAAGCAGGGCCGGGAGGAAACCCCGAAGGAUGAUGUCUUCACCGUGGAGCGCAUGCUUCACUUACGCCGUGAGUCUCCUACCCGGCGUUCCAGCUAUGCCUUCUCCCACCGUGAGGGCUAUGCAGAUCUCAUUACGCGGGGUACGAUCCUGAGGAAGCCUCCCACGGUCCACAGAGGUCCCCCCAUCCCAUCUGAUGCAGAACUGCCCUCGAGCCCCCAGCUGUCACCCAAGAACGCUAGGAAGACAUCUUCCUUGGGGAAGAAGAUUCAUCGGUACCAGGGAAAGGGAACCUCCAUGCCAUCUUCAGUCAGGAGCUUGUCGUUAAUUGUAGGAAGACGGUCUACUGUUCCCUCAGAAACCCAACCCACUGUCACUAAGCGAUGGUCCACCACCAUGAGCAGACUAUCUAGAUCGUUCCAAGAUAAGACAUUGUCAUCUUCUAAGGACCAGUCUCAGCUCUUUGCCACCCCAGCCAUUGCCUUCCUGCCAGAUCUUUGCCGAUCAGAGACUUUGGAGAGGUCAUUAUCAUUCUGUACACUGGCAGGAGAGCUAGAGAAAUAUCUGGCCAAAGGAUCUCAACCCCCAAAGGAAGACACAGAGACACUUCCCAAAAUGACCCACACUUCACCGGCAGAGACCCAGACACCAAAUGGGAGAUAG